AAGUACAGCCUAUAAAUACUACCUCUACUUCCAUACCAUAUCAUCACACAGCUCUCAACACUCCCAACAAACACUAAACAUUCUUCAACUUCCAUUCCAAUCCAGUUUUAGCAAUCUUAAUUUCCUAGUCCAAUAUGGGUGUUGUCACUUACGAAUCAGAGAAUGUCCUUGCAAUCCCACCAGCUAAGCUCUUCCAGGCUUACGUCCUUGAUGGUGUCAACUUGUUCCCCAAGGUUAUCCCUCAAAUCAAGAACAUUGAGAUCCUCGAAGGUGAUGGCGGAGCGGGAACUAUCAAGAAGAUCACUUUUGGAGCUGGUGAUCAGGCCACAUAUGUGAAGCACAAGAUUGAAUCAUUAGACAAAGAGACUUUCUCAUACAACUACAGCAUAAUCGAAGGUGAAAUUCUGAGGGGUGCUCUCGACAAAAUCAGUUCGGAGAACAAGAUUGAGGCAUCUUCUGAUGGAGGGUCUGUCUGGAAGACCAUCACCACAUACCACACAAAGGGUGACAUUGUGAUUCCAGAGGAAAAAAUCAAUGAAGCCAAGGGAACAGCCACUGCCAUGUUCAAGGCUGUUGAAGCCUACCUCUUGGCCAAUCCCGAUGCCUAUUAGUUCGUCUUCAAAUCUUCAGAGAACUAAACAUUAGGGAUUUUGUUUCGUGCUUUUGAUUAAAUUUCUUUUGCUAUGCAAGUUGUUUUUAUGGGGACUUCAUUUCAUGAAUGUCAAUAAAUUUUCCUCUGGAAAAUGGAAUUCAAUUAGUGUU
Molecule: messenger RNA, 762 nt
Organism: Tripterygium wilfordii
Lineage: Eukaryota; Viridiplantae; Streptophyta; Magnoliopsida; Celastrales; Celastraceae
Product: major allergen Pru ar 1-like
Exons: 2
Coding region: 135-611 (158 amino acids)
Biological process (GO): defense response; abscisic acid-activated signaling pathway
Cellular component (GO): nucleus; cytoplasm
Molecular function (GO): abscisic acid binding; protein phosphatase inhibitor activity; signaling receptor activity
Source: RefSeq, a predicted model, not a curated record